Messenger RNA from Postia placenta MAD-698-R-SB12, 6891 nucleotides. RefSeq lists its product as hypothetical. The coding region runs from base 1 to 6891 and encodes 2296 amino acids. The transcript has 24 exons. NCBI's taxonomy places the organism in Eukaryota, Fungi, Basidiomycota, Agaricomycetes, Polyporales, Adustoporiaceae. The record is from RefSeq and is a predicted model, not a curated record.
AUGACUACCCCAACACUUCGCAUCGACACCAGCUACCUCGACAUAAGCGGAGCAGAGGCCCAAUUCAGAGGUCCCGUUAACCCCCUUAGCCCAGGCCGUAGCCGCGCUCGCAGUCUAUCACAAACAGUCCUCCCAAGCUUUAGACUGUCUGCCUCCCCUGGCAAUCCAGAGAAGUCGUCAAUCGAUGACAUAUCACAGAAUACUAUCUUCCAUGGAGCUAACAAGGCGCGCUCUGAAUCUCGCAAGCUGUUAGCGCAUAUCCUCCAGGAACUACGGGACCGACCCAAGCCGCCCUCCUCUCUAGCUGCUAGUAAAACAGGAACACGAGCGGACAAGGGGCUUGGUGCUGUAAUUCAGUCUGUGAAGGGCGCAGUGAAGCACCAACGCACUCGCUCGCAGGCCAAGGUCUACACUAAUGUUGCUCAGGACGAGAACGACAGCGACCUGGAGGAGGAUAUUGAAUUCAACACGGACGUCACAUUCGGCCUUAUGUGUCAGCUGAGGGAUGUACUUUACAUAUCAGCACUGCAGAAAUGGGAUAUCCUCAAUGAUGGGUACGUACGAGACCCUUGUUUCUACGCUCAAUUGACUGAGUCUUAUCCUAGUCCCACGUCUACACAAUACGGACGGGAGAAGUCCAACUCUCUGCGACAAAGGCGCAGCAGUCAAAGCAACCGACGUCAGUCGCGCGCGCAUGACUCUCAAUUACUGUCACAGUGCAUAAAGGUUCUGUCCUCUAUAGUCACGGAAGACUGUCGCUUCCGAACAUCAUCCCCACGUCCCUCGCGGCCUCCCUAUGCCCUACAGGCUGUCACACUCGACGUGACACAAUUCCUGAUAGACAGCCACCGCGAGUCCCCACUUAUCGUGUCUCAAGUAGUGUUCGCGAUCAUACCGGCUUUCUAUACCUUCGACGUCGCCACACAUGCGCGUCUGCUCGCCUUCUUUGAAGACGGUGUGCUUGGAGGCGUUAUGGAUGAUUUGAAGCGAAUACAAGGCACUCAGCGCCCUGAGCAGACGUCAGUAGACGAAGCCGAGGAUGCGACUCCGUCUACGUCAGUAGCGUCGGGUUGGCGUCGAUGGUCAACCGGAGACCCAUUGGACGGCCAUGGGAUACUUGCGACCCGUGCUCCCGCCCAAGACAUUGCUUUGUAUCAACUUUCCUCUUUCGUUUCGCCACUAUUGGCUGCCAUUCUAGAAAACGUCGAUCUUGUCCCCGAUCGGCCGGAUAUAUUGCACCGCUUUCACCGGUUGCUGAGCAGAUGUAUCGAAGCGAAGCCCGACCUCUACCUUGAUAUACUUGCUGUUAUUGCCUAUCAUACACCGAAGGCAAGGAUCGCAGGAAUCUCUGUCCUGACAUCCUACUGGCCUCGCGCAAUCGGGCAUACGAUCGUUAGCAAGGCAUCUCCGGAUAUCACCUACUCAGCUCACUUGCUAAGAACCUCGCACCCAUCUCAGGGCAGGAGACCACAGCAGCUCCACACUCACCAGUUCGUACCAUGGCGAUUCGGUCUUCAUGCAGCGUCGGCGUCCAUUUGGGAGGGUCUCUCACAGGACAUCUGUAAUUCGUGCUCGAAGAUGAUCACAGGCUUCGGGCUCCUGUGUACCUUCUGCGUGUGUGCUGUCCAUUUCGACUGCUACGACUACCCUGAGGGGAGUUCGUCAGUGCAGUACUUCGUUGCCUCGGAGGAGGACAGGCAAAAGAUCGCAGUUUACAGAUUCUGCCACAUCUUACCAGCACGACACCAAUCACAACCCCAGACUGUUAACAGGGACCAGCACACUUUCCGAUACGUGAAUCUGUUUAGCCUUACGAUUUGCCUCAUAUGUCGAAACCCGCUGUGGGGAUGCUGGAUGCAAGGACUGAGAUGCUCCUCUUGCAGGCAGUUCGUCCAUGGAUCCUGCCUUACGUCGAUGUCGUCAAGCCUCGCUCGAUGCCGCUCAGUCUCCAUCGAUGACUCCUUCGUGGCUAUUGAGUGGUCUCAACUUCGUGCCUCGUGUCUGGACCACUAUCGCAGCGUCCUUCUCACAGAAUCGGACAUCGCGCGCAAGACAUACGAGGAGGUCUCAGCCUAUUCCUCUAUGCUAUGGCUACAGCUACAAAUACUGCUGCAUGGGGUUGCACUUGGCUCCAUCGUUGUAAUUGGGCAAAUAGAUGCGUCUCCGGAUGAGAGCGACCUGCAAGAAUUCGAACUCCACGCGUUCGCUCGCCGAUUUGAGGAAUGUCUGGCGUCCAAUCGAUUGCCUAUAUCGACUGCUCUUGCCGAAUAUCUGGGCGACAACAACUUGCGAGCCGACAAUGUUCAGAUAUUCUUCAAUCUGCAGGUUCUGGUGUUUAUAACGAGCACCAUCAAACUGCCUGUUACUUCAAAUUCGGAAAUGCCGACGUCUUCCGGGCUACUCGCUGCUAACACGCUGGAGGAAUUCGCAGAUACUGACUCAGAUGAAGCGAUAUACCCCUUCGAAGUUCUUUCUUUAGCAAGACUCAGGGAUCAGCUUGGAGAUCACUUCCAGUUCUUCUCGGAAGAAACCGCCCUCCACGCUCUCCAAUGUAUUCAUCAGCUAGGCUUCAUACAGCGAUUGGACUUUAAGUCAGACAUUCUUGACGACAUAACAAUGCCUGACUCCACUCUCGUUUCCGCCAUCGAAGCUUGCCUGGCGGACAUUAGCCUAUCGACACAUGAAGCAGGGCUGCUCCUGCUCGUUAGGCGAUUCUGGCCAGAUGGAAUGUUGACCCCUUACGCCUUGGGUAGGCUAUGCACGGCUGUAGUCUCCUGGAUUCUCUCAGAAGAUCACAACUUGGUCGUCAUGCUUCGAGAUUUUGUCGCUAAGGGUCAGAGUCUACCAGGAGUACGGUCGGGCUCUGACCUCCAGCUGUGGCCGCCACAAAUACUAGCGAGAUCUGCGUUGGCAAGUGUGGCCAAUAAUGGGGGAGACUAUAUUGCUACCAGACGCACGCUGUUAAAGCGAUAUGCUGCGCGAUGGCUCCUAGCAUUUCACGACUCCGACCCGUAUCAGUAUGCAGCAGUCUUGUUCACGACUCUCCUUGCGUUGGCUGAAGAAGGUCCCGUUUCGGAUGAGUAUUUCUUGGGCAAAGAAACAGACCAGCGGCGAAUGGACAGGCAAACGAUGGCUACGGAUAAACUCCUGAGAUUAAUCAUCAAGCUCGACCAAGUCGCUGUCCUGUUCACCUCGUUCGAAGACCUAUUCAAGCGAUGGUUGGAAUACGCUCAGGAUUUGAGCGUCGAACGACAGCCUCUAUCUGCGAUGUCUAGACUUUUCAAUCGAGAAGGCGAGACUAAUCAGCGCUCAACCGUCAUCAUGGAUAAUCGGAUGACUAUGACAGAGGCGUCUGGCAUUGCAACUGCCAACGCCCUCAAUAUACUCAUCGAUACUGCGAAAGGCGGUGUGGAAGGGUUCCGUCAAAUGUCGCAUUGGCUUUGUCUCUUCGUCCGGUCCGGCGUCGAUAUCUCUGUUCAGACAUUCGGGCAAGUGAUGGGCUUAGCGAGGCGUUUCAACGCUACUCUCGAGGAGUGCUUGCUCCUGAUAAAAGCCAUCACUUGGUCUGCCUGGAUGAGAUCGGUAGGGCGUCAAGAGCUGCAGACCGUUGUAGCCUCCUUUCACCAUAAUCUAGUGGCAAUUAUAGUAGACAAUCUUCAACAAAAGCGAGACUUGGAACUAAUUUCUACUUUUAUCCGUCUCUCUUUGGCUGGCUGCUUGCUAGUGUAUGGGUGCGAGCGGAAGCAUGUGCUCGACCUUGCUUUGAUACACAAGGAAGAAAUUGACGGCUUGCCGUCUAGGCGGAAAUUGCAUUCCCGCACCACCACGAUGGCUGACCCUGUUAUUGUCAACGCCGAGUUGAUGCAAGCUCUCACAAAAUAUGUCGAGACGGGCAACGACGAGAUAUCUUGCUUCAUUGCAAAAUUCUUAAACGCAUUCGUCAACGAUGUUCCCUUUGUCGAGUCGUACGAGAUCGACAAUUUCAUCUUGCGCAAUGGCAAUUCACUGGCCACAUGUAUGUGGCAAUUCUACGGAAUUCGAAGUCCUGAAAUCAGUAGUAUUCGGCCUGCCCUGUUAUUGCGCAUACUCGUCGUGGAUGGAUAUCCGUUUCUGACGCUCCUAGACAGUUGGUGUGGCGAUCAUAGCUGGGAACUGCGCCUACAAGCGGCGUUGCGUCUCUUCAGUAUUGUACUGGACGUCACGAGCCCUGUUUUCCAUGUCGAAGGUCGACAGUGGAAGACAAGUAUCGUCGCCAUCUUCGAUCGAUUUUUCUCCUGCCUGUGGAUGGAUGAAAGGGAAGAAGUUAGACUAGCGGUUGACACUUGGUCGCACACUCUACUCGAGGCUCAUCAGACGGCUAUUGCUUCGUGUUGGAACGAGGCUUUGGCAAAGGCCCCGAUAGCUGAUCGUGUCAAAUUGGUGUCCUUUUUAAACCAGAUUCAGCCGCAUUUUCCUAAAUGGCCAGUCCUCGCGUGGGAUGUCAUCACCGAUACCUUACACGAGAAUGACGAGGACCAUGUUGACCCGGCAGCAGCCCAUCUCGUGAUGUCGGAAGACUACACCAAAACGACCGAUCCUGAGCUGGCAUCGCUCAAGGUUUCCAUGAUAUCUCUGUCAUUGCGCAUGAUAGCAGAGGGCAUUCCAAUUGAUCCAAUUCAAUCACUGAAAGUCAAGGAGCACCUUGUCAGGGCUCUAGGCUUUCAGGAGGUAGUCUUGGUUCCAACUGCAAGCGGCCGCCUCUAUCAUAUACAAUAUCAAGGCUUGUACACAAUCUCCCAGAUAUCGGAGGUCUGUCUGAACGACUUGAUGCUGGUCCUCGACUGUGCCGAGCCAUAUGAUAUUGCACCGGCCGUAAUGGGUGGCCCGUACGCUGAAGACGAGACCCCAGAUCCACUGCUAAUAGGAUCCAUCUUCGUCGACGUACCACUGGAACUCUUUGUCCACACUAGGGAUAUGAUGUCGCUGACGUUUAUUGCGCUGAAGAACCUCCUGAAGACGCUGAUAAUCAUAUUGUACAAACAUGAUUUUGACAGUAGAUCGCUCCAAUAUCUCCAGGGAACCUUGCGCCGUGCCGUUCGGAGGUCCUUGGAAGUUCUUACCGCUGACGUCAGUUAUGAGCUUCGCCAGUUGGCCUUAUCAGCUUGCCAUAUAUUUAUCAAAAGAUGGCCAAUGCUCAUCGGCAACUUUGUAAUUGAGGCUAUCGAAACUGCAGUACAAUUAUUGAUUUCUCUCGACUACGAGCACAAUGGCGGAGACGUCCUAGUAGAUCAGCUCAAGACGUUCCUAACCACAACGCUCUCAACGUUUGCGUCUGGAGGGAUAUUUAACGUAGUGUGUAAAAGACCCUUGUCAUCCGACUUCUUUACCGUCAUUCGGUUGGUGACGGCACCAAUAUCAAAGCCAGGAUACGCUCCAGCUGCACGGGAAUCCUUGAGGGAUACGAUUCUCCGGGACACGCUCUCUAGGUCAUUGGACAACGACCCGGAUACGUUCCAGUUGGUCAUCGAGAAUAUGCAGACCUACAUCAAAAACGUGCACAAUUCUGGCUUCAGCACCGAUCUGAUGCAAGCGGUUGGACUCUGGCUCACGAGCGUUGCUCGUCGGACCGCAGAGUGGCCGCCGGAUCUCUUCAACCCAAGCCCUCUUUUCUUACUUGCAUGCACUCUGGUCGAGAACAACAAGGCGCAAAGUCGCGAUCUACUGGGCUACACAGAGACCCUCCUGCGUGCAGCUUUGAAUCGCUGCAAUGUUUCUACGGAAAGCCUGGUCCGUCUGAUACAGGUCACUUCGUUACUGUAUCGAAGAGCGGCGGCGGCGAAGCCUGUCGGAAGCGACGCCCUACCUUCCAACCCUAUUGUCCAUGCCAUGCUAGAGGUAAUCGCGGAGAGUGUACGCCUCAAAGCACGUACCACACCAGCAACACUAACUUCCUUAUUCGAGGCAAUGACGGCAACGGCAGUCGGGGAGUUAUUUCAGGGAUAUAAUGCCAACCAUGGGGUUGCAUUCAAUCUUGCAUCGGACGCCCUUCUGUUCUUGUACAAUGACAGCGCGCCUGGUUCCCUCAUCCAAAGUUCAUUCGACGUCUCGCAAGCAGCAGCUACUCUGGUCGUGGAGGUUGCCAACCACCUGCCUGCCGUCCUAGCAAGACUGAAGGUAUGCUUACACGCCACAAUCGGCCUUUCCUUGCAUGACCAACAACCAGCGACGCUCCGCCUCUGGAACAUGCUCGUCCUCGCUGCUCUUCGCAAUGGGCGCAAUCGUUCUGCCGCUGUGGUCUUCGAAUACUUCUCUAUCUUCAGCUUGGCGUACUCCCACGCACUGGGCGCAUACCAGCGACCGCAGCAACUGCUCGACCCGCAAGACUCCGCGCACAUUGAGAUCAGUAGCGUAUAUGUUGCCAUCAAGCUUUGGCUGCUGCUGGUCAGGAAGGCAGCCUUGCAGUAUAAGGAGCUCAGGCACAAUGAACAGAAUCAGCUUGACGUCUUACAAGACGGUGAGGUCAUGGCGACGAAGAUGGUAUGGAACGAGCUGUGGCCACCGUACGGGCGCAUCAUGAGCAUCCUGGAGGCCGAUGCGCGUGUUGGCAAUAUUUCACCGAUGGCCUCCUCCAUGUGGUCCUCCGUCGCAGACCUACUUUUAUUCCUGCGUCAGGCCCGCAUCACCGCGCUGAAUGUCUCGUCGGAGGCAAAUACCAUCAGCCGAUUACGCGCCAUCGUCCAGGGCGAAGCCAAGCUAACGCGAGUGAUGCGGAGCUUGACAGAACCGCAAGCCGAUGUACCGCUUGAGUACUUUGUAAGUCAAAUCAAUACAGAGAUGCGAGCGGAGGAGAAGCUCCAUGCAGCGAAACGGUAUGAUUCGCUCCCGGAAAAAGGACGAAGAUUAGUCAGCUAG